This is a messenger RNA of Pteropus alecto (black flying fox), 2325 nucleotides long. RefSeq names its product solute carrier family 29 member 3 (gene SLC29A3). Bases 35 to 1567 code for a protein of 510 amino acids. Gene Ontology annotation, molecular function: nucleoside transmembrane transporter activity. The record is from RefSeq and is a predicted model, not a curated record. NCBI's taxonomy places the organism in Eukaryota, Metazoa, Chordata, Mammalia, Chiroptera, Pteropodidae. Gene Ontology annotation, cellular component: plasma membrane; Golgi apparatus. The transcript has 5 exons. Gene Ontology annotation, biological process: nucleoside transmembrane transport.
UAACCCUGCAGGUUUUGGUGAUCCCAAAGACCACAUGGUGGGGGGCAUAGUCAGCUUUGUAGGCUGGAUGAGUCCCCAGCUGUGCCCGGCUUCAGCUUCUGAUCACCUGCUCUGUCUCUGUUUCUCUGUUCCAACAGUGGCCAUUGUCUCAGAGGAUGACUUUCAUCACAGUUCAAACUCCACCUACAGAACCACAAGCAGCUCUCUCCGUGCUGACCAGGAAGCGCUGCUUGGGAAGCUGCUGGACCACCCGCCGCCACCCAGCCUGCAGAGGCCCGAAGACCGCUUCAAUGGUGCCUACAUCAUCUUCUUCAGCCUGGGCAUUGGUGGCCUACUGCCAUGGAAUUUCUUUGUCACUGCCAAGGAGUACUGGAUAUUCAAACUCCGCAACUGCUCCAGCCCAGCCCCCGGGGAGGAACCUGAGGACUCAGACAUCCUGAACUACCUUGAGAGCUACCUUUCCAUCGCCUCCACCGUGCCCUCCGUGCUGUGCCUCAUGGCGAACUUCCUGCUUGUCAACAGAGUUUCGACUCAUGUCCGUGUCCUGGCCUCGCUGACUAUCAUGCUGACCAUCUUCGUGGUGAUGACCGUGCUGGUGAAGGUGGACACCUCCUCUUGGACCCACGGCUUCUUUGCUGUUACCAUCACCUGCAUGGCGAUCCUCAGCGGCACCGCCACCAUCUUUAAUAGCAGCGUCUUUGGCAUGACAGGCUCCUUCCCUAUGAGGAAUUCCCAAGCACUGAUAUCAGGAGGAGCCAUGGGUGGCACCAUCAGUGCCCUGGCCGCCUUGGUGGACCUGGCAUUGUCCAGUAACGUGACGGACAGCGCGCUGGCCUUCUUCCUGACUGCAGACGUCUUCCUCGGGCUCUGUGUUGGGCUCUACCUGCUGCUGCCCCGUCUGGAGUAUAGCAGGUACUACAUGAGGUCUGUUUGGCCAGCCCACGUGUUUUCUGGUGAAGGGCAGGUGCCCCAGGACUCCCUCAAUGCCCCUUUGGUGGCUCCUGGGUCCAACUGUUCCCCGACACCACCCCUUCGCCCCAUCCUGAAGAAGACGGCUGGCCUGGGCUUCUGCAUCAUCUACCUCCUUUUCAUCACCAGCAUCAUCUUCCCCUCCAUCUCUACCAACAUUGUGUCCCUCGACAAGGACUCAGGCUCACCGUGGACCACUAAGUUCUUCAUUCCCCUCACUGCCUUCCUCCUGUACAACUUUGCCGACCUCUGUGGCCGGCAGAUCACAGCCUGGAUCCAGGUGCCAGGGCCCAGAAGUAAGGUGCUCCCCGGGCUGGUGCUGCUCCGGACUGGCCUCGUCCCGCUUUUUGUGUUCUGCAACUACCAGCCCCGAGUCCACCUGCAGACAGUGGUCUUCCUAUCUGACAUCUAUCCCAUACUGUUCAGCUCCCUGCUGGGGUUCAGCAAUGGCUACCUUAGCACCCUGGCCCUCAUCUAUGGGCCUAAGAUUGUGUCCAGGGAGCUGGCUGAGGCCACAGGCGUGGUAAUGUCUUUUUACAUGUGCUUGGGCUUGGUAUUUGGCUCAGCCUGCUCUGCCCUGCUCGUGCACCUCAUCUAGGAUGGAGCGAUGGCAAGAGCAUCAGUGCUGUGCCAUGCUUGGGAUCUCGGCGAGAUGGGCAGGACAUGCCAGGAGGGCUGGAUUUGGGCUCAGUGCUGAGAACAGAGCACACCUGUGCCUGAUCUCUCCCCAAGGAGCUGGAGACCUGUGCUGUUCCCAUGUCAGGCAGAGACAUUCCAGACACUUUAACGGAACAUUCUCGAAACUUUUGAAGAAGACCGAAAGACACCUGAAUAAGACACAGUUACACGGUCACAAAGUGAGGAAUCACUUUCCUAGAUGAUGGUUACAUUCCGCCUUUCUUUAUAGCCUCUUAGGGACUAUGUUGCCAGUGUUCAACUCACUUAAGAGGUGCGCACCAAAAUCCAGCUUUGCUGUUUUCAGCCAACAGCAAGCUGUGAGAAUUCUCAGCCUUCCCUAACCAGAGUGGUCUCCCUGGAAUUGGAGGCCCCCUGAGAUGGCCCGUCCUCAGGCUCAAGACCUAAGCCUAUGCAGACCCCUGCUUUCUGUGGGUGAGAGAGCAUCUACCAGCCAGACUGGGAACCCCAGAAAGACAGGCUUUCCAGGAACCCUUCAUUCCCUAAACUUGAACUCUGGAGAGCCUCCCCAUACCAGAGACUAAGCGUGUCAGGCCUGGUUUUCAAACAGGGAUCUUUAAAGUGGUCUAUGGCCUGGGUCAGGGCUGGGUCUUUCAGUGUCAAUGUUUACAACAUGGUCAUUGGUUCAAGGACAUAUUAAACACCUGGACAUUUAAUGAA